CACCACAAAUAAAAUAAUCGAAAACCAUCAGUCGUGAUAUGAAGUUCAGAAUGUCUUUACUCUUCGAUGAAUCAUUGAAAUCAAUUGAAUUUCUUUAUAAAUAUGUUGGGAUAUAUUUGGAUCGUACAAUUCUGAAUAACGCAGAGCAUAUAAUAAAAUUCAGAUCGCUGUAUAUAAUAAGUUUCCUUUGGCUGAACACGGAUGCUAUCGGUGCAAUAUUAUGGGUCAUACAGGGCGCUCUACACGGGAAAAGUCUAACCGAAUUGACUUAUGAAGCACCCUGUACAACUUUAUGCUUGCUUGGAAACAUUAAAUCCCUCUCUCUGGUUCUUAAUGAUGAUAAAGUAAAGCUAUUAUUCAAACAAAUUCGGAACAUGGAGAAUAAUAUUGAUAUUGGCGAUGAAGUAGUUAAGAAGAAAAUCGUUGCUGAAGGGAUAACGUAUUUAAGGGCUGUUAUAAAGUCUUUGAAUGUAAUCAACACUCUUACACUGAUAUUGUUUGGUGUGUGCCCUUUACUGUUCAUUGGAUUAGAAUAUAAGAAAUCGGGACAGAUUGAGCUGGUUCUACCGUUCCUGGUUGUUUAUCCGUUUAAUCCUUAUGACAUCAAAUACUGGCCUUUUGUAUACGUGCAUCAAAUGUACUCUGCAUACAUAGUGGUGACUUGGGUUGCUGGAACCGACUGCCUCUUCUAUACAUGCUGCACUAGCAUCUGCACGCAGUUUCGUUUGCUGCAAAACGACAUGGAAUCCAUUAUUCCUGACCGUAAUUUUGUCGAAGAUGUGUUUCGGGAAAAGUUUAAGAAUUUAGUUGUUCGUCAUGAGGGCAUCAUGCAGUCAGUCAUUCAAUUGGAAAGCAUCUAUACGAAAUCGACGCUUUUCAAUUUCGUGACAAGUUCAUUCUUGAUUUGCCUGACGGGAUUUAACGUCACGGCUCUAGGCAACAUAGGGUUCAUGUUGCCCUUCCUCUCAUUUUUGAUGAUGAGUCUGAUGCAGAUUUACCUGCUCUGUUUUUACGGAGACAUGAUUAUGACAUCGAGCAUGGAAGUAAGCAACGCCGUGUAUAAUUCCAAAUGGUAUACAGUGAACGCAAAAGCAGCAAAGCACCUGUACGUGGUUCAAAUGAGGGCACGGAAACCCUCCAAGUUGACGGCGUACAGUUAUGCCGACGUCAACCUGAAGUCCUUCACAAAGAUAUUGAGCACGGCUUGGUCAUACUUCGCUCUCUUGAAAACUAUGGAGAGCCCGACGCGAGCGUAGUUCUUCACUUCUUCUAGAAGUGAAUUCUAAAGCACAGAUUUUCAUUGGACUUGUUUGCGUUUAGACUCAC
Molecule: messenger RNA, 1326 nt
Organism: Cydia splendana
Lineage: Eukaryota; Metazoa; Arthropoda; Insecta; Lepidoptera; Tortricidae
Product: odorant receptor 4-like
Exons: 7
Coding region: 39-1256 (405 amino acids)
Biological process (GO): sensory perception of smell; detection of chemical stimulus involved in sensory perception of smell
Cellular component (GO): plasma membrane
Molecular function (GO): odorant binding; olfactory receptor activity
Source: RefSeq, a predicted model, not a curated record